AUGGACUUCUAUCAGAGACUAAGGAGCUCACUGGACUCGAUUGCGUGUCACGGAGCCGAACUUCUCCGUCAAUCAGACAAUGGAUCGAUUGCGGCCAGUCCUUUUGAGGACAAGUCGAAGGCUGUCCAUAAUCCUCGCAAAAAGCUCAUGGAGUCGGCUAUGAAGCUUCUCCAACUGGCGACUAUGCCUGAAGAGUACCUUGACCACCUAGCCAAUGGGUACCAAGAGUUAACUUGCGUCCGAUGGCUCGUGGAUCUCGAUGUCCUGCAACAACUCCCUCAAGACGGCUCGAUUGCAUACCCGGUGUUGGCAGCCAAAGCGGGCGUUCCCGAGAAGCACCUCAAAGGUGUUGCUCGUAUGGCCGUGCUCAACGGUUUCCUGGAAGAGCCUACAUCCGGCCACGUCUCACACAGCCGGUCGUCGGCCUUGCUUGUCCGCGACGAGAACUUCAUGAGCUGGGCCCGCUGGAUGAUGAACUACUCAAUGCCAGUUGCGUACAAGUUCCCUGAAGCGACUCGCCGCUGGGGCGAUACGGAUGCCAAGAAUCAAACAGCUUUCAACGUCGCCGAGAAUACUACAGAUCCGUUCUUUGACCACAUUCGAAAGAACCCGGACCUUACAUCUGUGUUCUCGAGCUAUAUGCGCAAUGUCACGGCUUCUCGGCCUUGGAGUUUAGCGCAUGCUGUAGAGUGUUUCGACUGGGCUUCGCUGCCAGAAGGCGCAAAGGUCGUCGAUGUAGGUGGUUCUCACGGCCAGCUUGCUGUCCACGUUGCCUCCAAAUUCCCGCAUCUGAAGUACAUUGUGCAAGAUCUGCCAGAGACAGUUGCGACUGCUCAGCGGGCAUUUGAUGCCGACACAAGCAUCGAUCCGGCAGUCAAAUCGCACAUCCAGUUCAUGUCUUCAGACUUUUUCAAGCCUCAAACAGUUUUGGAUGCCCACGUCUACUUCCUUCGCAUGAUCAUUCACGACUGGCCCGAUAGAGAUGCUCGCAUUAUUCUGCAAAACCUUCGGACUGCACUCGAGGCAAACCCUAAAGCCCGCAUCGUGAUCAUGGAUACAAUUCUACCACCCCCGGGGUCGACGACUCUCCAACAUGAGCAGCAGCUGAGAGUUCGAGAUCUCAUGAUGAUGCAGGUCUUCAACGCCAGAGAGCGAGAGUUAGAAAACUGGAAGACUCUGCUCAAUGACGUUGGAAUGGAGAUAGAGCAUUCUCGCCAACCGGACGACAGUGUCAUGGGGCUUCUAACCGUCCAACUUCAGUCUUCCACACCUGGCACUCCCAACGACUUCAUCCAAAUCAAGAAACCCAUCAUGCCGGCAACGGAAGAGCGGCCAGUCCUGAUCAUAGGCGCUGGCAUCAGCGGUCUGUGCUUGGCUCAGGCACUGAAAAAGCACAACAUUCCCUUCCGGGUAUUCGAACGAGACCCGGCGGUUGAUUCGCGGCCUCAAGGAUACCGCCUGAAGCUUCGCAGAGACGCUGCCGUCGCACUGGCCGAGAGUUUGCCCGAGGAAGUCUAUCAGACUUUUCAGACAUCAUGCGCUACCCUGGCUAUCGGGGAAACCGACUUUAACCCAUUCACCGGUCUUGUGGUCAAUAGUCGUUCUGGUGGUGGGUUGAGCGGGAAGCUUGGUCUUCAUCCUAGCUACUGCGUUGACAGAGCUGCUUUCCGCACUGCUCUGAUGACGGGCAUUGAGAACCGUAUUCAGUUCAGCAAGGAGCUAUCAUCGUACAAGACAGAUGUUGAUCAAGGCGUUGUUACCGUCACUUUCAAGGAUGGCGAGACAGUAGAAGGCCGAUUCCUUGUCGGUGCAGAUGGCUUGCACUCGGUUGUGCGUCGCAAUCUCGUUCCCAGCCACAAGAUUAGAGACACCGGAGCUGCCUGCAUUUACGGUAAAACUCCAAUGACACCUGAGGUCCUGGAGAAAUUUCCAGAGAAAGGCAUGAGAUGGAUGACCAUCGUGUCUGAUCAAACACCGAUGCUGCAAUCCUGUAUCAUUGGAGAUGCGCCAGUUACUUUGCUCUUGGAGCCAAUCCGUUUUAGCGAAGUCAGCCGGUCUCAGCAUCAGCUCCCCGCAGAUUACAUUUACUGGGCUCUCAUCGGACCCGAAGCUCGAUUCCGCCUGGACGGAGAGACUUCAACUUCCAAGGUCAGCAGCUCUACCUCUGCACAAGCGGCGGCUGAGGCCGCUCGUCUGAGUCUGUCCAUCACGCAAGAGUGGCAUUCCUCUAUUCGGUCAGUCUUUGAACGACAGGAUACGACGCAGGCGACUCUGAUUCGCGUUGUGUCUUCUGUACCUAAUGUUCCCUCAUGGUCACCGUCUGCCAUGGCGACCCUUCUCGGGGAUGCUAUUCAUCCAAUGAGUCCCUGUGGUGGGGUCGGAGCACAGACGGCAAUCUGCGAUGCUUCCAGUCUUGCGAAGACAAUUGCCGCAGCCCAGGGAUCCCCAACAGCUGAGGAUAUUGGAGCGUUUGAGGAGGGAAUGAGGAAACGUGCUCACCGUAGCAUUUUACAGAGUGAAGUGGGUUCGAAGAAGAUGUUUGGACUUCGUUCGUUGGAAGAUUGUGACGCGUGGACGGGCUUCUAA
Molecule: messenger RNA, 2586 nt
Organism: Colletotrichum acutatum
Lineage: Eukaryota; Fungi; Ascomycota; Sordariomycetes; Glomerellales; Glomerellaceae
Product: O-methyltransferase
Exons: 2
Coding region: 1-2586 (861 amino acids)
Molecular function (GO): FAD binding; O-methyltransferase activity
Source: RefSeq, a predicted model, not a curated record